CGCCUCUCGACAGUCGCAGCAAGUCAUCAAGCCUCCUCCGCUAUGGCUACACAGCGACGAUGACCCGCGUCCAAAACGGCCAGGGCAUCGCAUCCCUGUGCCCGAACUGUAUCACAAGAGGUACUCGGAGCAGACCUUCAUUGGCACCCACGAUGCCGCCGCCAUAAGGACGAAAGACAACAACUGGAGCAUCUCCGGAAACCAAUACUUCAACGUAUCAGUCCAACUCGAAGCCGGAGUCCGCCUCAUCCAAGCCCAAGGCCACAGAGACCUCAUCAACAACACCGACGAAAUCCGCCUCUGCCAUUUCAACUGCGCCCUGAUGGACGGCGGCAGUCUCCACGACCAUCUCCGCACAAUCAAAACCUUUCUCGACGCCAACCCUUACGAAGUCGUAACCCUCCUCUUCGUCAACACCGGCCCCCCUCUCUCCCACUGGUUCAAAGCCUACUACGACACAGGCCUAGACGUAAUGUCCUACAUCCCUCCCAUCUACAAACGCUACGGGAACAUGAGAAUUUCAGACUGGCCCACGAUCGCAGAAAUGGUCGCAAGCAACAAACGCCUCGUCACAUUCCUCUCCACCGACGCACACGAGGACAUCGUCCCCUUCCUCCUCCCCGAAUUCGACUACGUUUUCGAAACCGACUUCAUCAACGACGCCCCCGACCAAUACCGCUGUGUCCCGAAUCGUCCCUGGUGGAUUCGAGGUUACAUUCCCGACCGGUUGAGUUUGGUCAAUCAUUUCCUGUACGCGCAGUUUUUGGGCUUUCGGUAUCCCAACGCGACGUUCGCCAAUACCACGAAUUCUGCGGGCUUUCGUGUUGGGGAGUUGGGGGAACAUGCGGUGCGGUGUCGAGGCCUGUAUGAGCGGCGACCGAAUUUUUUCCUGGUGGAUUUUUUUCAGGAGGGGGACGUUUUCGAA
This is a messenger RNA of Pseudocercospora fijiensis CIRAD86, 925 nucleotides long. RefSeq lists its product as uncharacterized. The annotation marks the transcript as partial. Gene Ontology annotation, biological process: lipid metabolic process. Gene Ontology annotation, molecular function: phosphoric diester hydrolase activity. The transcript has a single exon. Lineage: Eukaryota; Fungi; Ascomycota; Dothideomycetes; Mycosphaerellales; Mycosphaerellaceae. The record is from RefSeq and is a predicted model, not a curated record.